Messenger RNA from Mustela lutreola (European mink), 871 nucleotides. It is a transcript of the gene MZB1, whose product is annotated as marginal zone B and B1 cell specific protein. The coding region runs from base 72 to 641 and encodes 189 amino acids. Gene Ontology annotation, cellular component: extracellular region; endoplasmic reticulum chaperone complex. The record is from RefSeq and is a predicted model, not a curated record. The transcript has 4 exons. Gene Ontology annotation, biological process: regulation of B cell proliferation. NCBI's taxonomy places the organism in Eukaryota, Metazoa, Chordata, Mammalia, Carnivora, Mustelidae.
CUGCACACAGGCACACACACACACCUGCGCCCCAACCGCAGCCCAGGCUCACUGAGCCAGCUCCGCUGACCAUGACGCUGUCUCUGCCGCUGUUACUGCUGCUGGGAGCCUGGGCCAUCCCAGGGGGCUUUGGGGACAGGGCCCCAUUCACAGCCACGGCCCCACAGCUAGACGAUGAAGAGAAGUACUCAGCUCACAUGCCUGCUCACCUGCGCUGUGAUGCCUGCAGGGCAGUGGUCUACCAGAUGUGGCAUUAUUUGGCAAAGGCAGAGGCCAAGCUUCACACCCCAGACUCAGGGGGGCAACGGCAGGAGCUGAGCGAGUCUGUAUACACAGACGUCCUGGACCAGAGCUGCACCCAGACCUGGCAGGGCUAUGGGAUCCGAGAAGUGAACCAGGUGAAACGUCUCACAGGCCCAGGACUCAGCAAGGGCCCAGAGCCAACCAUCAGUGUGAUGAUCACAGGGGGCCCCUGGCCCACCAGGCUCUCCACGACAUGUUUGCACUACCUGGGGGAGUUUGGAGAAGACCAGAUCUAUGAAGUCUACCAACAAAGCCGAGGGGCUCUGGAGACAUUGCUGUGUGGAGGACCCGGAGGGGCCUGCUCAGAAGAGGCGACUGUCACAAGGACAGAGCUCUAGUCUGACUCCUUCCCCUUCCUGGUCAGCCCCUGAAGACAGCUGGGGCAUCCUCUAGAACUCCCCCACUCUUUUCAGCAGGCUGCCUUGGAGGGCAGAAAGGCCAUGCUUUUCUGUGCUGCCAUGGCCCCUCCCUCCUCCAGCUUCAGGACACGGGGGCCAUGUGUGUGUGUCGGGGCUGGGGUGGGGGAAGGCCUUCCCCUCUGGACUCGAAUAAAACCCAGUGACCUUGA